Molecule: messenger RNA, 6279 nt
Organism: Ornithorhynchus anatinus (platypus)
Lineage: Eukaryota; Metazoa; Chordata; Mammalia; Monotremata; Ornithorhynchidae
Gene: TMF1
Product: TATA element modulatory factor 1
Exons: 17
Coding region: 206-3526 (1106 amino acids)
Cellular component (GO): Golgi apparatus; endoplasmic reticulum
Source: RefSeq, a predicted model, not a curated record
CAAGCGGAAAGGGGGGCGGCCGUUGGGUGCAGGCCGGCCGUUCGGGGGGCCGGUUGCGAGGGUUCCCGCCAUGGCCGCCCGCUGAAGGGCCUCGCCGAGCUUGGCACCUUUCUUCCGCGGGGAGAGAAAGGCGUUGCCAACUUGCCGUCUGGCCCCUGGGGCCCCGAGCCGGCUUUAGGAGCGGGGAAAAGGAAGAGCCGAGGCAAUGAGCUGGUUCAACGCGUCCCAGCUGUCCAGUUUCGCCAAGCAGGCCCUGACCCAGGCCCAGAAGUCCAUCGAUCGGGUCCUCGACAUCCAGGAAGAAGAGCCGACCGCUUGGGCCGAGACCAUCCCCUACGGAGAACAAGAAAAAAGUUUCCCCACAAGCAGAGGAUGGGAUACUUCAGCCUGGGGGUUAAAUUCAAAUCCAGAACCUCAGAGUCAGCCAGUAGCAUCUCCUAAAGCAAUUACAAAGCCUGUUCGAAGGAUUUUAUUAGAUGAAUCUGAAAACUUCUUCAGUGCCUUUCUUUCUCCAGCGGAUGUCCAGCAGAGUUCUGUGGUUUCCAAACCACCAACCAAAUCACAACGACCUAAAGAAGAAGUGAAAAGCAAUUUACAUGAAUCUCCACACUCCGUUCAGCCAGAAACAUGUGAAACGACAGUCACAGCAGUGAAGGAUUCUUCCCUCCAAGAAUCAGGAGAGGUAAAAAAAUCUGCUGUGCCCCUGAAGAAACUAGAAGAGGCUAUUCCAAGACUUAAAACUGAGAUGGUGCUUGAAGAAAACAUAAGUGAAGGAGCUGAUAUCAAGGUAUCAAGUCUAACUCUAGAAGUCCCAGAAGGAGUUGUUGGUGUGAAAUCUAGUGGAAAAAGAGGGUUAGGAAGUCCUACAGAGUCACUGAUGCCAGAGUCAAAGAACGUAGGAGUGGAAGGCAAGGAGCAAAAACCCGAAGAUAGACAGAGCAAUACACCUUCUCCUCCUAUCAGCACUUUCUCCUCAGGUACUUCCACUACCAGUGAUAUCGAAGUUUUGGAUCAUGAGAGUGUAAUAAGCGAGAGCUCAGCAAGUUCAAGACAGGAAGCUGCCGAUUCGAAAUCAAGCCUUCACCUGAUGCAGACGUCCUUUCAGCUUUUGUCCGCAUCUGCCUGUCCUGAAUAUAAUCGUUUGGAUGAUUUCCAGAAACUCACAGAGAGCUGCUGUUCCUCCGAUGCUUUUGAAAGAAUAGACUCAUUUAGUGUGCAGUCAUUAGACAGUCGAAGUGUCAGCGAAAUUAAUUCGGAUGAUGAAAUGUCAGGGAAGGGCUAUGCUUUAGUGCCUAUUCCGGUCAGCUCUUCAACACCCAGGACCGAGACGGCCGAGUCCAUGGGCCGAAAAUCUGAGGCAGAAGUAAGCGAAACAUUGAUUAUUCCUCCUGAAGAAGCAGAAAUGGAAGAAAGUGGGCGAAGUGCAACUCCGGUCAACAGUGAGCAGCCCGAUGUCUUGGUUGUCACCCCACCGAUCAAUGAAGACUCUGCUGUUGUGGAGGAAGACCCGGUACCCUGCCGAGAUGAUGAGAGUCAGCCCGAAGUUCUCUUUGAAAAGGAAGACCUUUGCAAGACAAUUGAUGUUUUGAAUGAAAAAUUGGAAAAAAGGGAAACACAGUUAUUAGCUGUUAGUAAAGAGAAGGCGUUCCUGGAAGAGGCUUAUGAUAACCUGAAAGAUGAAAUGUUUAGAGUGAAAGAAGAAAGCAGUAGUAUUUCUUCAUUGAAAGACGAGUUUACUCAGCGAAUUGCAGAAGCCGAAAAGAAGGUUCAAGUAGCCUGCAAAGAGAGAGAUGCAGCCAAAAAGGAAGUGAAAACCAUUAAAGAAGAACUAGCAAUGAGAUUAAAUUGUAAUGAAACAGCAGAACUUUUGAAGGAGAAAGAUGAGCAAAUACAAGGAUUAAUGGAGGAAGGGGAAAAGCUUUCAAAGCAACAGCUACACAAUUCAAACAUCAUUAAAAAAUUAAGAGCUAAAGAAAAAGAAAAUGAAAAUAUCAAUGCAAAGCAAAGCAAGAAGAAGAGGGAGCUAGAAGAGGAAUUGCAACAUUUAAAACAGGUUCUCGAUGGCAAAGAGGAGGUUGAGAAACAGCAUAGAGAGAACAUUAAAAAAUUGAACUCCGUGGUAGAACAGCAAGAGAAGGAUCUUGGCAGACUCCAAGCAAAUAUGGAUGAGCUUGAAGAAAAGAACCGAAGUGUUCAGGCAGCACUCGAUAGUGCAUACAAAGAACUUGCAGAUCUCCACAAAGCCAAUGCUACAAAGGAUAGUGAGGCACAGGAAGCUGCUAUUAGUCGUGAGAUGAAAGCCAAAGAAGAGCUCUAUGUAGCAUUAGAAAAAGCUCAAGAAGAAGCCCGUCAACAACAGGAAACAUUAGCAAUUCAAGUGGGAGAUCUAAGGUUGGCAUUGCAGCGUACAGAGCAAGCAGCUGCGAGAAAAGAAGAUUAUUUACGCCAUGAGAUCAGUGAACUGCAACAGAGACUCCAGGAAGCGGAGAACCGAAACCAGGAACUGGGCCAAAGUGUUACAUCUGCCACGAGACCAUUACUUCGGCAAAUAGAGAAUCUGCAAGCAACUCUGGGAACACAAACAGCAUCAUGGGAGAAGUUAGAGAAGAAUCUUUCUGACAGACUUGGUGAAUCCCAAACCCUGUUAGCAGCAGCAGUUGAGAGAGAACGCGCUGCUGUAGAAGAACUGCUUUCAAAUAAAAUCCAAGUGUCUUCCACCGAGUCUCAGAAUUCUCUCUUGAGGCAAGAAAAUAGUAGAUUUCAGGCUCAGCUGGAAGCAGAGAAAAAUAAAUUCCAGAAGCUCAAAGAUGAAAAUAAUAGGUGCCAGGUGGAACUAGAAAAUUUGAAAGAUGAAUACUUCAAUGCCCUUGAAGAGACAAGGAAAGAAAAGGUGCUCUUAAAUAGUCAGCUAGAAAUGGAAAAAAUGAAAGUUGAACAAGAAAGAAAGAAAGCAUUUUUUGCCCAAGAAAUGGUAAAAGAAAAGGAACGUAAGCCAUUUCCUUUUUCAACAAUGGAAUCUGUUUCCAGUACACCCACAUUGUCACGCUCCAGUUCCAUAAGUGGAGUUGAUAUGUCAGGGUUACAGGCAUCAGUUCUGUCUCAGGAUGAAGUCCAUGAUCAUUCAUUAGGACCGAUGUGUAUGUCUGCAAAUGGAAGCAAUCUCUAUGAUGCUAUACGGAUGGGAGCAGGAUCGAGUAUUAUUGAAAAUCUGCAGUCUCAGUUAAAACUAAAGGAAGGAGAGAUCAUUCACCUACAGUUGGAAAUUGGGAAUUUGGAAAAAACUCGAUCAAUAAUGGCAGAAGAGCUGGUUAAAUUAACAAAUCAAAAUGAUGAACUUGAAGAAAAGGUGAAGGAGAUACCCAAACUCCGGGCACAGCUAAGGGAUUUGGAUCAGAGAUACAACACCAUUCUCCAGAUGUAUGGAGAGAAAGCAGAAGAGGCCGAAGAACUUCGAUUAGAUCUUGAAGAUGUGAAAAAUAUGUAUAAGACUCAGAUAGAUGAAUUGUUGAAACAAAGGCCCAACUAACUGUUGGUAUAAUACUCUAAUAUUGAAGUACCUAUAAUUAAAAGUGGAUGUGUAAUAUGUAAAUUUAAAAGUACUGGUUCUUGUAAAUUCUCUUAAUAUAUUAGAAAAUAUGAUUUUACUUUAGAGUUCAAAAAUUAAAUAAUUUCUUGAAUAGUAUGUAGAACUGUCUGCAGUUAAAUUAUUUUGUGCAAUAUUUCACAGUUAUUUUUGAAAAAAAUCCCCUCCUUUAAGAGGAAAUCUAAAAAUACAACCAGUUUUUACUGCUGGGGGUAUCUGUUAGUACAAAGGUUGUUUGCUUUAUUCAUAUAUCAAUGAAUGGUUUCACAACAAUACAAGUUCUAGUAGAAUUCUGAACAAUGGAGACCAUUUCUCUCUCCCGCUCCCAAUUCCUAUAUAAAUAUAUAUAUGUACAUAUACAUAUAUAUUUGACUUGGAUAUAUAGUCAUAUAAAUAAAAUUACAUGCCCUAAUUGUACAUACAAGCGCCUUUGGACUCUUCUCAUUUUAGUCUUUCGUGUAGCUUUGAUCUUUAACCAUUAAAAAUGUACAUAAAUGUUGAGGUGAAAAAGCUACUGAUUAUGGGUUGUUCAAUUUUUAUAUUGAAUUUUUAAAGAAUUAAAAAUGGUGAUUUGUCUCAAAUACGAAGAGCAAAUAUUUUAGACAUUAAUUUUCUGAUUUUUCCUUUUAUUGCUCUGAGGUUUAAGAUAUAUAUUGCAUUAGAUUCCUUUUUCUAAGAAGCUGGCAAACCACUCAGUACAUGGAGUUAGAGCACAGAAGUGAUUGUUUUCUUUUUUUUUAAAACCCAUCAGAAGGGAUUAUGAGAUGUUGAAGAAUAAAAACGACUCAUUUAAGUUCCAAUUUGAGACUGUAGUUAUUAGGUUUUAGUGUUUUUUAGAGAUGCUGUUUUCACAGUGCUUCAAAUAGGUUGUAGGUUGAAGUUUCCAAUCCACUAGAUUGGAAACUCCCAGAGGGCAGGGAUUAGGCCUACCAACUGUACUGUACUGUACUCUCCCGAGCAUUUAGUACAGUGCAGAGGCAUACGGUAGUUGCUCAAUAAAUAGCAUUGAUUAAUGGGUUAUAGUAAAUAGUUGCUGAAAGAAAUUAGUCUUUAAGAAUGGUGUGAUUUGGACAAACAUUUUUGCAAUUUUAAAAUAGAUCAUUUACAAGGUAGACUUGAACGGGGAGCUAUAGAAAUUAUAGGAGCCAUGGUCACCUGAAGAAUACAAUUAGUGAUUUUAGUUUAUUUUAUAAGUAUAAUUUAUGUUAGUGUUCAUUAUAUUGUUUUCUCUUUUACAUUUAUUCCCAGGCUAUUCUUAUUACUAUAGGUAGGUAGUUUUCCACUUUUUUAAAAAAAAAAUCAUAUAAGGGCACAAAGGCAAUAUUGAGCACUUAGUUUUCUUUCUUGUAUUGAUUAACUUUACAAUGGCCCAAUUUUUGUCCUUAUUUGUCCUUAAAAUGAACUCUGCACUUGCACCUUAAUUUCUUGAUGAAAUAUUUAAGAAUUUUUACUUAAACAUUUUAUAAUACCCACCCCCAUCCAACUACUCAAGGCAAUUCAUAUACUAGCCAUGUAAUGUAAAAUAAUGUUGAUAUAUUUUAAUAGAUAAAAAAGUUACAUAUAUAAUGUAAAUGUUCCUUUAGUUUAUUCCAAUUUAGCAUUUUAAGUUUUGAUCUGUUGAAACUUAAAAAUGGAAACAUCUUAUCUAAACCCUUGUUGGUAACUUUGGUAUCAUUUCUAGCAAGACAUGUUAUUGGGGCAUGACUCAGUUUGAUAAUAAUAAUUGUACUAUUUGUUAGGGGCUUACUAUGUGCCAAGCACUGUCAGAUCAGACACAGACUGUGAGCCACAUGUGGGACAGGAACUAAGGGAGAGGGAGAACAGGUAUUUUAGUUAUUUCACUGAUUUUUACAUACGGCAGGCCGGUGGCAGAGGUGGGAUUAAAACUCAGGUCUGCUUGUUUAGUAGUCUUGUUCAGGAAAAGUAAUUGGACUGAUUGUGUGAAAACCGUGUGAUUUUCUGAAAUCUAAAAAUGAAAAAUAAUCAUUACACAUUGGAAAAAGCAGCUUUAUAAAUAUAAUUGAUGCGGAAUACCAGUCCUACAAAUCUGUAGUAGAUAAAGUUGAACAGGUGUUUCCUCCUUCCAGUUCUUUCUCCCUUUGCAGAGAGAAUCUGAGUUGUAACAGUAGGGAUUUGGUGUAUGUUUUUGAUGUCUAUUUCUAACAGAAUGUUUGAUCAAGAAGUGAAUGAGAGAAUUAGGCAGUAAGUAUAUCAGUUGGGGUUGCUUUUUUUUAAUACUGUAUUUGAAAUACUCCUGGCCGCAAAAAAUGAUCGUUUUAGAAAUAUGAUCCUUUGAAUUUUACAGUAGAAUUAAUAAAAAGACAUCUACAUCUCUUUUUAAUGUUAUGAAAAGAGCGUAACUAUAAAUCUAUGGAUCAGAUUAAUUCAUUUUUGGCAUAGCAACACAAAAAAAUCUUGAAAGUGACCAGGUAUGCUCCAAGUCUUCUUUAUGCUUAUGUUGUUUGUGGAUGUUCUAGUGUAAUGUUCAUUUCUCUGCCAUGAAAGUAAAAUUCACAUAGACAUGGUUAGGUUUUUAAUCAUAUAAUUUAUAUACAUAUUUUAAGGGCUAAUGGUAUUAGAAUCUGAUUACUUUAGUAUGAUGCAAAAAGUGUAUUCUUUGAGCUUUAGGUGUAAGAUAAUGUAAAUCUGUAAAAAGCACGGGGCUGGAUAUAAUAAAGAAUUUUUUUUUCAAAAAA